Molecule: messenger RNA, 609 nt
Organism: Microthlaspi erraticum
Lineage: Eukaryota; Viridiplantae; Streptophyta; Magnoliopsida; Brassicales; Brassicaceae
Source: the annotation of a GenBank genome assembly
AUGGAUGGACUGCCAAGGACGAUGUCUAUUACGAUUGGGCCGAACGUAAGGAAUUCCACGUGGGAGAUUCUCUGGUCUUUCGAAUACGAUCGCAACGUCAACGACGUCACGCAAGUCUCUGGCUCUUUGGAAUACGAAUUCUGCGACACUUCUUCUCCUAAAGCCGUCUACAACACAGGACACGAUGUCGUGACUCUCACGGAACCGGGUUUUUACUACUUCAUCACCUCAAAUCAAGCUCAGUGCGCUUCCGGACAGAAACUCGACGUUCUUGUCGUCGUCCAUGACCCGUCAAUGACUUCUAUUCCAAGUGGAGAGGAGAAACAGUUUCAUGUGGGAGAUGUUCUGCUUUUCGAAUACGGCAACGAAGUCAACGACGUCAUCGAGAUCAACGGUGAUCUUGAGUUCAUAUCCUGCGAUCCAACUUCUCCUGUAGCUGUGCACAAGACAGGACACGAUCUCGUUAGGCUCACAGAACCAGGAGUUCGUUAUUUCAUAAGCUCAGAGCCUGGUCGUUGUGGGCUGGACUUAAGCUUCGAGUGGUGGUGCAACCACAGCCCAAAGCUGUUACUUACCCAAACUUUCCCAAGAAGAAGGACUUGUCAGUGA